Molecule: messenger RNA, 1960 nt
Organism: Lycium ferocissimum
Lineage: Eukaryota; Viridiplantae; Streptophyta; Magnoliopsida; Solanales; Solanaceae
Product: D-lactate dehydrogenase [cytochrome], mitochondrial
Exons: 18
Coding region: 198-1877 (559 amino acids)
Biological process (GO): lactate catabolic process
Cellular component (GO): mitochondrion
Molecular function (GO): FAD binding; D-lactate dehydrogenase (cytochrome) activity; D-lactate dehydrogenase (NAD+) activity
Source: RefSeq, a predicted model, not a curated record
AGUGUGCCAAAUUCCCUUUAUUAUCAAACAUAAACUGAACCAAUAUUUUUGGACCAACACCAAAUCCUUGGACAAUUUAUUAUCAAACGUAGACUUCACCCAUACAAUUGGACCAACACCAAAUCUUGCACAAUUUAUUAUCAAACAUAAACUGAACCAAGAAAACCGAAUUGUUGUUUGUACGAUAACAUUUGGCCAUGGCUUUCUCUUCAUUGUUAUCUCGUUUACGAUCCUGCUCAAAACCCUUUUGCAAUAAUCUAAGAACUUCAAUUAUCCAAAGACCCCAUAAUCCAUCUAGCCUUAUAGAGCCAGUAAUUUGCUCAAGAAACGGGAAAACUCCAUUAUGGUUUGCUUCUUUAAUCCCUUUAGCCUUUGCUGUCUCUGCUGGUUCACUCUCUCUCAAUGAUGCUUCACUUUCUGACCCAAAAAGUGUGAAAAUUGGUGGCAAAGGUAGCACAGAUUAUGCCGUGAAAGGUUCUCGUAGGGAAGUUCCACCAGAGCUUAUAGAAGAAUUGAAGGGAAUUUGCCAGGAGAACAUGACAACGGACGAAGAUGAGAGAUGUGUUCACGGGAAGCCACAAAACAGCUUUCAUAAAGCAGUAAACAUUCCUGAUGUUGUAGUUUAUCCAAGGUCUGGGGAGGAGGUGUCUAAGAUAGUUAAGUCCUGUAACCUGCAUAAGGUCCCUGUUGUUCCCUACGGUGGAGCUACCUCUAUUGAGGGACACACCUUAUCUCCCAACGGUGGUGUUUGCAUUGAUAUGACAUUGAUGAAUUGUGUUAAAGCUUUGCAUGUUGAGGACAUGGAUGUGGUGGUUGAACCAGGCAUUGGCUGGAUGGAGCUCAAUGAAUACUUGGAGCCCUAUGGUCUCUUUUUUCCCCUUGAUCCUGGACCUGGGGCAACCAUCGGAGGAAUGUGUGCUACACGUUGCUCUGGUUCUUUAGCAGUGAGGUAUGGUACAAUGCGCGAUAAUGUCAUAAAUCUCAAGGUUGUUCUAGCUGAUGGAGAAGUUAUGAAGACUGCAUCCCGUGCCAGGAAAAGUGCUGCUGGAUACGAUUUGACGCGGCUGAUGAUUGGAAGUGAAGGCACUUUGGGUGUUAUAACUGGAAUUACAUUGCGCUUGCAGAAACUUCCACAAUCGUCAGUGGUUGCAAUGUGCAACUUUCCUACAAUUAAGGAUGCAGCAGAUGUUGCUAUAGCCACAAUGCAUUCUGGCAUACAGGUGUCAAGAGUGGAGCUCUUGGAUGAAGUUCAAAUCAGAGCAAUCAAUCUUGCAAAUGACAAAAAAUUGCCGGAGAUUCCAACUUUGAUGUUUGAAUUUGUAGGCACAGAGGCAUAUGCACGUGAGCAAACACAAAUUGUUCAGAAGAUAGCUUCUGAGCACAAUGGUACUGAUUUUGUUUUCGCUGAAGAACCUGAAGAGAAAAAGGAACUCUGGAAGAUAAGAAAGGAGGCACUCUGGGCUUGCUUUGCGAUGAAACCUCAUUUUGAGGCAAUGAUAACGGACGUGUGUGUACCGUUGUCACACCUUGCUGAAUUAAUUUCAAGAUCAAAACAGGAGUUGGAUGCUUCUCCUUUAACGUGCACCGUCAUUGCUCAUGCUGGUGAUGGGAAUUUCCACACAGUAGUUCUAUUUGAUCCUACCAAAGAGGAACAACGACGAGAAGCUGAGAGGUUAAACCACUUCAUGGUCCAUCUUGCUUUAUCAAUGGAAGGCACCUGUACUGGAGAACAUGGUGUUGGUACUGGGAAAAUGAAGUAUCUUGAAAAAGAACUUGGGAUCGAGAAUUUGAGGACGAUGAAAAAGAUAAAGGAUGCUUUAGAUCCCAACAAUAUCAUGAACCCUGGCAAGCUUAUUCCGCCUCACGUUUGCUUCUGAGAUAGCUGUGUGAACUGGUUUCCUUUUUUUAGUUCUUUUUCCCUAAUAUCUGUUGUGACAUUGUAUUUUAUGUUAGAUCAAGU